AUGAAUGCAGUCAAUCCCGGAUGUCCAUCUGAUCUGGCCGCCAUGUGCAAUGCAAUGUUCCCCCGCGAGUACACGCGACAGCAAUGGGUCAAAGGGCAGUUCACAGUUGCGGCUGUUAUUCGCAUUGCACAAACGUUGUGGUGGUUCGGACCAAACAAUCGAUUUCAACCGUUCUUCCGUUUCCAUGUGACUGAGACGUUGGAAUCCGAUAUCCAUCCGUACGAUGACAAAAUGAUUCUCACUUAUUCCUGGCCCAGUCGAUGCAUUUGUCCGAAUGAGAUCACGGCAGACAAAUCCUAUCUGAUGCUCACACACUCGGUGAAAUCGCGACAGACAUUGAAUAUCACUGCGGCCACGGUGUUUCUGUCCCGUGUGAAACGAUACACUCGUCGACUAUCGGUACGUUGUUCACGUACUAUCCUCAUUGAUCUGAUAUUGAUUCAUUCAAAAGACCAUAUUAAUAUAAAACUGAAACCUGAACAGCAAUCGUAUUACCGUGGAUUGAUUGGGCUUUAUGAACGCCACUUGUAUUAUCGGAAGUGA
This is a messenger RNA of Echinostoma caproni, 543 nucleotides long. NCBI's taxonomy places the organism in Eukaryota, Metazoa, Platyhelminthes, Trematoda, Plagiorchiida, Echinostomatidae. The record is from the annotation of a GenBank genome assembly.